UACAAAAACAUAAUACAAUUGCUGUAAAAAUGUACACUAAAAAAUAAACUUUAAUUCGAUUCUAAUGAAGAUUCGUACGAUAGUUUGUAAAAUGAAAAACAAAGUCCAGUUAUAUCGAGUCGUUGUACGAUCAACAAACUAGAAUCUAAAAUGGCAACUUUACGAGGAAGAUGAUCGCGUCGUUAUUCAAUAUCUCCGUUCGCGUGUGUUGUACGUUUCUCGCGAAAUAUUUAUUGUAACGUUCGUUUAAUGCAUACAUUUUUUUUUGCCUGGUGGUAUUCUAUUAGAAUCGUUGAAUUGAAUUGUGAAAUUAACUGGCGCACUGUGAUAGAAGUAUGUAAUUCUAGUUAACCUUUUAACGACUCUUACCGUGUUUAUGUCGCCUAUAACUUCGAACGAUUAAAAAAUGAUAAAGGAUAUCUUAUCAGAAAUAAGGUGUGCUAAUCGAAACGAAUCAAAGGGAUGUCCAUACAUUGUACUAUGUAUCGGCUACCGAAUGCAUCAAUGUCAAUGUUUUUAACCGUGUGAAAUAGGCCUCGAUUAUAUAAACAUUUCAAUUGAAACACGUAUAGUGACAAAAAUCAUAUUUCGCUAAUAAUAUGGUGAUGGCAGGGAAUGAAAGUACCUCUGGAUCUUUGACGGAAGAUUCAAUGUCUACAAGAUUGCAAUGGCUUCGUCAACGUCGGGAAGCAUUACAAGAAAAGUUAACUCAAAAAAAUAACGAGCUUAAGAACUUGUGCGUCGAAGAAGCAGAGUUGACCGGUAUUCUGCCACCGGAGAUCCCGUUAGAGGCUGGAGAAAGUCCACCGAUAUUUAGAAGAAGAGUCGGAACCGCAUUUACAUACCCGCAGAAUUUAAUCAACAAACUAAAAACAAAUGAAGUUGAGGAGUCUGCCUUGGAAUUAGAACGACAAGUUCAAAUUGGUAUAGUGGAAGCCGCUUUAGGUAUCAUAAAUGAUCCUACGGAGAGCAAGGCAGUACGUCGUAAACACAGAUUAGUUUAUCAGCAAAGUCAGCGCAGGCUUCAAGAGUUAGAGGCGCGGUUAAAUUUCAUACGACAGAGCCGCAGUAAGACGCAUCACUCGACGCCGGUCCAACACUCUACAGUUUACAAUAAUCAGCCACAUUUAUACACGAAUGUAAAACAUAGAACAAAGAAACCUCGGCCGCCCUUGAAUGGCACAGCAAAUGACGCAAAUCAAAAGGUCACGAGAAGCUUGCUUCAGGAGGGUGGAAUAAGCUUAAGUCCAUUAGGAUCGGAGGAUAAGUGUAAUAUGUAUCCUAGCCACGGAUACGAUGAACAGUCGUUGAUACCCAAUUCAUGUAAUCACAAUCAUGUCGGUGCUUAUUGUCCCACGAUAUCCGAACAGCGACAAAAUAUCAAAAUAAUAGACCACGAUCAUAACGAUAACCAAAAUAUUUAUAUAUUACCAGACCAAUAUCGUACGCGAACAUAUUCUCACGGGAGCGGUGGUUCCCGUAGCCAGAAUCACUAUCAAGAGAACGAGCGAAUUUAUCGUCCUCUGCCAAAUACAUAUACCGAGGAAGAACGACAAAUACGGUGUCGUCAACUUCAGCAACAACAGCUCGAGGAGCAGACUCAUAAUUAUCAACAAUAUACCGAGUACAAACACUUGGACAAUGAUGUUCAACGAAGAUCUGGCCUGGACUAUUACGAGAGAGAUUAUCGUACGCUACAUUACAUGCACAUACCUGAAUUUCCAAUUUAUCAUAAAAAUAACUCGCAAUCGCAAUCGUUGCUGAGGCGGGAUCGUGAUUUCGGUGGAAGCAAAAAUCUACGAUACGCGGAUUCACCCAGUGAGACGCAAUUACCAUCGGGUUAUUGGAUGCGACACGAGGAUGAAAUUGUCUGGUGUACGGAUGAUCAAUCCGUUUCGGAUAGAUUUGGUAGCUUGGAUCGAAGGAAGCGUAAUGCGGUGCAACAUACUGUUAGUAUAGGCACUGAUAUGCAACCGCGGUAUCGUACAGUAUCCAUAGGAUGCAACAAAAAUUCUCCCUGCGUCGCCCCUCAUCAAAAUGCUUCCGUCCAUUUGCUUCCGUUGUCCGAGCAAUCAUCGACGAGCAAUAAAAUGUUACUUCGUACGCAAUCGUUGGGCAGCGUGGAGAAAUGGCAUUCGAAUCAUCUGCACGAGCUGCACGACAGCAAGGACACGACGGACAACGUUAGCCGCAAAGGAAGAGAGAAAGAAUGGUACGAGACUUCCUUGGAUUCGGGCGCGAGUCCUGGAUUGGACAUUGGUUUGGUAACGUCGCAUAAAAAUAUUCAUUAUCAAUCUACACUUCCCACGUGCUCCAAAACAUCGAACGUUAUCAACGGCGAAAAUGGGAAAAAUAAUUAUAUUCCUCUGACUAGCCAUCGUAAGACUGACGCGAUGACGACCGAAACCGAGCAACAUUUGCAACCGUUGUUGUCGACUCGAUAUGAACAGACACGGAAAAAGGUGCUCGAGAUUCCAGCGGAGUCGAAGUCGUCUCAAGAAACGAACGAGGAGACGAUUAGAUUAGGAUCGUCCCAGAAUUGCACGAUCGUUCAGGCUGGAAAAUAUCAACCGUAUAGAGAGGUGACGAAACCGUUCGAGAUGUCGGACUUUUAUAAGUACUCUACCAAGUUUCGCAAGAGAAACGAAACAGGUGGACAGAAUAUAUCGAACGAACCACAGGAUGAUUCUCGGGGGGCGCAUUGUACCGGAACGAACGCGGAUGUACACGGGGAGCCCGAUCCUUUGAAUACUUUACACAAUGGAUCGGUUGCUAGUUCGGUUCAAAAAAGAAUUUAUCAGCCUGUUCAACGGAUGACGUGUCAGCCGUACCUCGCGUCGUUAAGAUAAUUAUUUAUCUCUACAUGGAUCAUAGAGAAUCUAAGGGGUCGAGAUGAAAUAGACAUGAUAGGCUGGACCUGUCGGAAGACAAAUAUUCGCAAUCUGUUCUCUCGUUAUAACAGGUUGAAAUGCGAUAUAUUGACUGGAACAAUUUCUGCUAUGAGGUAGAAAUUUUAUAGCUAAAAAUAUUCUGAAACGAAUUACAAGUGCUUUACAUCCUUGUGCUUCUUUGUUUAAUUAAGAGAUAAUUAAUCCAAUAUUAUCAACGAUGUAGUUGUGGUCGUGAUAAAAGAUGUAACAUCUUUUCGAAAAUUCGACCCAGUAGCAUUCCAAAUUGUUUUGAGAAUCGACUUCAUUCGUAUCGAGACCUGAGUAGUGCCUUAUUUUAUUGAAAAAUUGUUAUCAAAAUUAUACAAGGAGAGAUUCUAGAUAAGACAUAGAAUCGCGUUAACUUAGACGAGUGGAGACAUUUAAAAGAGUAAUCAAAUGGUUUAAAAAACGAACUCCGGAGAGAGUUGUAGAUACAUGUUAUACUGCGUACGUAAUUCAUGAUCGCAAACUAUCAAAAGACUGUUUCGGUUCACGACAUAAAGUAUGAGUAAAUAUUUUUAUAAUUGACUUUAUAAUACAUUUACUAAUACGCGUUAAGACUUCUUUCGGGAGUUGAAAUUAUAUUUAAAGCAAAAAAAAUAAGACUGGUAAAAUAGUAAGUACCAGAGAAUAAAAGAUAUAUCAAUUAGUAUCAUCGAUACAGAAUGAUUCUGUGAAUUAUAUAUUUCAAUAUAUCAUUAUAUAUUCAUAGAGAUAUGUGACAGUUUUUUUUUUUCUUUUUUUUCUUUUUAAAUAAGUGUACUGCACAAUGUUUAUAUUAAGACAUAAGUAUAUGUAAAACUUCGUUAAUUUUGAG
This is a messenger RNA of Colletes gigas, 3747 nucleotides long. RefSeq lists its product as uncharacterized. Bases 600 to 2849 code for a protein of 749 amino acids. The transcript has 4 exons. NCBI's taxonomy places the organism in Eukaryota, Metazoa, Arthropoda, Insecta, Hymenoptera, Colletidae. Gene Ontology annotation, biological process: establishment of epithelial cell polarity. The record is from RefSeq and is a predicted model, not a curated record.